Molecule: messenger RNA, 1388 nt
Organism: Anopheles darlingi
Lineage: Eukaryota; Metazoa; Arthropoda; Insecta; Diptera; Culicidae
Product: metaxin-1 homolog
Exons: 4
Coding region: 96-1244 (382 amino acids)
Biological process (GO): mitochondrion organization
Cellular component (GO): SAM complex
Source: RefSeq, a predicted model, not a curated record
UCCGGAGUUGCACAACGGAAAACAAGCGCCGGGAAAAUCGUGUGUAUAUGGAAUCGAUCGGAUAGAUUUUGUGGCCACCAAUCGAAGAGCGGUAGAUGCGGGACGAAAUGGAAGUACCGAUGGAAGUGUUCGUCUACAAGGGUGAAUGGGGACUACCUUCGAUCGACUACGAGUGCAGCCGGUUGCUGACCUACCUCAAGUUCGCCGGUGCCAGCGGGAAGGUGAUCGUGCACUAUAAUGGUAACCCAUUCAGCUCGCCCAACGGCUUGCUACCGUACCUGAUAGCCGAUGGAAGGACGAAGAUUGCCGGCUAUGGUCCCAUCGUUGAAUAUCUGACUGCGCACGGAAUCGCACCACUCGGUAACGGACGGGAAGGUGGUGAUUUUAGCAAUUCCACCCUCAUAUCCGGCCAUAUCCAGUAUGUGGUAGAGAACAUGCAUCCCUACUUUAUGUACUCGCUCUGGGGCGAUCCAAAGAACGUCGAUACGACCCGGACGCUUUAUGCCAAACGCAUUCCGGUUCCAUUCAAUUUUUACUGCCCACGGAAGUAUGUGCAUCGGACGAACGAUCUCACGCAAUCGUUGGCCGGCUUUACACUAGAAGAUUCGCUCGAAUUUCACGAUGUGUCCGAGCUCGCAGAUAAUGCAAGACGCUGCCUUAACUGGAUCGCAGAAAAGCUGCAGGAUAAUCGUUGGUUUUUGGGCAACGAACGCCCCUCGGAAGUGGAUGCCCUGCUGUACGGCUAUCUGUCUGUGUUAUCGAAGCUUACACUGCCAAACAAUGCACUGCAGAACCACAUACGCCAGUGUCCGAAGCUGGUGCAGUUUGUCGAUCGAACGACUGCGACGUACUUUGCGAAGGAAGGCUUCAACAGCUUUACGGCGAAUGGCGGAACCGGACAACAGCAGCAGCAACACAAGCAACAGCAACAGAAUGAUUCAUCCAACAAAAGCUCGCCAAACGAGCCAUCGUCUUCGUCCUCCUCUUCCUCGAAAAGUGGAGAAGGAUCAUCGAAGGGGAAGGGCCCUUCAGGGGAGCAACCGUUUUAUAAUGGCCAGCAGCAGGAUCCCGAUGAUGGGCCUAAAGAGCGAAGAAAGAGAUACAUACUAUCCGGUCUAGUAGCGAGUGUGGCGAUGAUCGGAUACGCGAUCCUUAAUGGUAUUCUAACGCUCCCAAGUGAAGGAAACUACGGGAACUUCAUCCAGUACGAUGACUCGGGCGAUUACGACGAGGAUGAUAAUUAAGUUGCUAUUGCUGGCUGGCCACGAUCAGUGACGAUCGAAGUGAAGUGAAGGAAACCAAAUUCGCCAUUACAGCAGACUGUGACGGACAUUCGCUUUAUUGGGAAUUCAUUAAACAUUAAUGUAAUAGUAAAUAUAGUAAAUUUA